Messenger RNA from Ornithodoros turicata, 2142 nucleotides. RefSeq names its product transcription termination factor 5, mitochondrial-like (gene mTerf5). The record is from RefSeq and is a predicted model, not a curated record. Lineage: Eukaryota; Metazoa; Arthropoda; Arachnida; Ixodida; Argasidae. Gene Ontology annotation, biological process: termination of mitochondrial transcription; regulation of DNA-templated transcription. The transcript is spliced from 6 exons. Gene Ontology annotation, cellular component: mitochondrial matrix. The coding region runs from base 189 to 1925 and encodes 578 amino acids. Gene Ontology annotation, molecular function: double-stranded DNA binding.
GUAUCUUAUCCAAGGCAAGAAACAAGAUGGCUGCUCUAACAUGCUCACACAUGAACCGAUGUGAACCUCACGAGAGUCACGAGAUUACGGGCACCUUGAUUUUACUGUCACGAAAUAGCAUAAAGUGAUGUCUUUUACAACAACUUAAAUAUUCUGCUAGAUGUGUAUGGACGUGGUUGACGAGUGCAAUGUCUUGGAUCGUGUGGACAACGCGUUUCUUCGUCGACACUGGCUUUCUCGUAAGCGGACGGCGACUGCCAAGUGUCGUGCUUACCGGCUGUGUUCGCUCACUGAAUACGAAACCACAGUCUACAGAUGGUUCUACAACAGAAGGAGACUCCAAUGUUGUUCAAGAACAUCCAAAAUACAUAGAAACUGAAUCACAGAAACGCAUUGAACUCAUUUGUGAACUUCUAAACUGUUCAGCUUCGACAGCCACGGGUCUUGUGAUGCAAAAUAAGAAGAUACUGUCCGUCAAAGAAGAAAAUCUAGCCAAGAGCCUAGGAAUACUGAAAAUUCUUUUUCCACUUAAAAGUAUUCUGGCUAGCCCAGAAUUAAUGACGUUUCAAUUUGGUGUAGUCGAACAGCGAUACCACGUUCUCGAAGAGUUAGGCGUGAAAAAUGUUACCACCGGCAGAGUCCUCAGGUACAAGGAGCUGCUAUCACGACCGGUAUACACACUGAAGCGACACCGCCUUAUACCAGCCGAUCUUGACCCUGCACUGGAGAUCCUUUCACGCCUGGAUGUUCCGAAACACGUUCAGGCUGAUAUCCUUUCAAAGCUUCCACUGCACCACACAGUGAGCAUGAGCACGUUCAAGAUGAGAUACCACAUCCUAGUCGGCUAUCUCUGCUGGAGACUUCAGUGCACCGCGGAAGAACUCGCGGAAGUGGUCAAGAAAUACCCUUCUGUGGACAAACGCAGCCUGCUGUUUUUGAAACAAACCAUCGAUAUCCUUGUGGAAGAGUUCAAGUUCUCAACUACAAAGAUAAUGCGCAACGGGUUCCUGCUUUUGUGCCAUCCUGGCCACCUCGAUGCCAUCCUCAGCCAAGUGAAACGUCUGGGAGGAAUGGACACCCGCCGUAUUGGUGCCCUGUGCCCUCGCUUGCUCACCGUUGUUCCGGAGCAGCUGCUGCGCAUUGAGAGUGUCCUGCAGGAGCACGGUGUCACAGAGGCACAAAUACAGCGCUGUCCUGGAAUCUACACGUUGUGCCCUCGCACGGUCGAUGCAAGGUUGAAGGAGCUUCAGCAGGUCUCAGAGUUUGCGGUGCGGAAGAGCAUGCCUCGCAUGCUCAACCUUGUGUACCACUGCAGCAAGGCGGCUCAGCGCAUCGAAAUCCUCGCCGAAAAGAACCACACCCCAAUCUCGGCUCCCAUCACGAUCAACACGCUGACAGCAGCAACGCACAACUUUGACAAGGUGCUCUACAGCGGAGGAGACAUGCGCUGCGGAAGGGAGGCGCACGCUUUCCUGGCGCACCACUUGGACAAGGAUGAAACAGAAGUGCGCUCACGCCUGCGAAAACACCCGGCUGCAUAUCGAGCGGCGCUCCUCAACGUUCGUAAGGCCGUCGACCUUCUGGAGGCAAAUGGGUUCACGAGAGAGCAGAUUUGGGAAGGGCUUCAGGUUGUGCUGUACGACGUAGAACACCUUGCACAUCAGCUGCAGCUGCUUCCCACCCGUGAAGAACUGCAGCCCUUUGAGAUGUGGCGCAGUGAGCCGUGCCUGGCCGAAGUUCUCCUCUACUUCAUAGAACGGGACACACACUUUACUGGCCUCGCCAAGAUGGACGUGCCGCAGACCUCCUCCUCCGGCAUGUCUGCCAGCCAGCAGAAGAUAUUUGACAACCUCUACCUUCACACGAAAGUUUGUAGAAAAGACACGGUGAGGGAGAGCAAGCAAAGGACUAAUGUCAGCUGCUAGCUUCCUGGAAUGCAGACGUCGCGUGUGAAGUCUGCGUGAGGGAGUGAUUGAUUGGUAGUGCCCACGUGUUAAGCCUGACGAGGUGCUUUCUUUAGAUGUAGCUGUUUUGUACUGUUAAUAAGAGUGAUAUAUUCUGUUAUUGUGUGUGUAUGAAUUGUAAAAAUGUAUGUUUACUAACAUGAUGUAGCUCUUGCCUCCAUGAGGCUAUCCUAGCUGA